Molecule: messenger RNA, 1351 nt
Organism: Hylaeus volcanicus
Lineage: Eukaryota; Metazoa; Arthropoda; Insecta; Hymenoptera; Colletidae
Exons: 3
Coding region: 488-1183 (231 amino acids)
Source: RefSeq, a predicted model, not a curated record
CUUUCUUCUUUUUUCGUUUCUAACAACACAACCAAACACAACAAUGACCGCUUUUAAUUAGUAAUGAUAUCGUAAAAAUCGGUUAUUUUUACGACGGUUUGCGUAAUCUGUUUACAAGACAUACUACUACUUAAUCAUCCGUCGUUACGCUGUACUGACACACUUUAGCAAGAUUUGAUAGCUUCCGCUCAAGAGUAGGAUUCUCGAUGCGUACACAAUUUUUUAAAAAGUUUACUGUUACACGGUGUGUCAUAGAUUUGAUUAUGUAUUAUGAAACGAUAAGUCAUUCGAAGAGCUACUGGUAUUACGUUUGUUUUCUUCUAAUAUAAGAUGUAAAGGUCGUUUAUUGUGUUUGUUUGUAUCCAUCGUUAAUCCUCGAUAUUAUAUGUAAACGAGUUUCGUUGCGCAUAAAUAUUCUGCGACGAGUUAAGCGGAUUUACAGUACCUUUUGAAAUAUUUUUAUUUUACACACACUUAAGCCUCUAAUAUGGAAAAAAUAACGCAUUUAUGGAAUGUGAACCAAUUUGUUACAAAAUUGAGUUGUCCCGAACGUAUGAAUUUACAGACAUUUUACAUACAAAAAUGUAGAAGACUGAGCAAAGGAAUGCAACUACCAUCUAGAACGUUUGGACCCGCGGCAAUGUGCCAAUAUUGUGGAACACUUUGGAAUACUGCGGAUUAUAAUAUUCGAAUAUCGCAUGGCAAACCACUUUCUAAAUCCAUCGGAAAGGUUUUACUCUCUAUGAACGACAUGGACAAAAGAAUACCCAAAGUUCGUAGAAGCUUAGCGACAAAGUGUUUAAAAAAUAAUACGAAUAAGUUAGUAUUUAAGUGUUCGGUAUGUUUGAAAAGUACGAAGGUACCAUUUAACAAACCGCAGCGGAAAAAAGGACAGAAAGCUACUGCUGAGAGUAUACAAACCUCGCAGCGGCGAAAAAAGAAAAAAUCUAGGGAUAAAACCGCAGGUUUAAAUAUUUCUGGAAUUUCAAACUUAAGUAUAGAAAAUAUCGUGGAGGGAUCGAAAGAAACCAGCACAAAAAAAGUAAAAAGCACUACAAACUUUAUUACACCAAUUCAAAAAAUAAAAAAAUUAAAUAUAAAUAGAUUAAAAGAUGUCGUGAAUCAUGGUGCCACACCGUCGAAAAGAAGAAGUCUACAUAGUUUUCUAACAGAACUUUGCUGAAAAUCAGUUGUAUAAGUUUCUACUCGUUCCAUCAAAAAUAUUCGACAUGUAUCGUUUAGAAAAAAAUCGACAUUCUUUUAUUAUGAUUCCUUUAACACUCAACUUCUACCCACGAAAUUCACUUCGUUCUUUACAUUAAAUAUUACACAACGUUUAAUCUUCGUUUAC